CGCGAAAACCCGGUUCUGCAGCGCGCACCGGGCCUCGGCACCGCCGGGAGCCGCACUGGGCAUGCUCGGCUCUUGCCGGCUCCGGCGCCCGUAGGUGGAAAGCUCCGGCUCCCGGAGGCAGGGCUGGUAGCCCGCAUCCAGAAGAAGCGCGGGCGGAGGAGGUCGGUACGCGUUGGGUGCUGCAGACCUCUCCCGGUGGCCAUGGCGAACGGCGCACGGCGACCACCGGAGUGGCGCAGCGGUGUCAGCAGAUUCUUGAUCAAGUACUUACUCCAUGGAUCCAGGCCAGGUUCAUCCCAUGGCCUGCCCUGAACAGCGUACAGUCUGAGAGAAGAUUCCAUCGGCAAAACCAUCUCUUGCCUUACGGAACAAGCAAAGAAGAUGGACCUACUGAGGAGCCAUCUGACUGUGUGCUUACCACCUUCUGUGCUCUUUCUAAUCCUAGUCUCCACUCUAGCAACCGCUAAGAGUGUAGCCAACGGCACUUUAAAUGGCACGGACGUGGUCUUUGGUUCUGUGCCUGUCAUCAUUGCCAAAACUGACCAUAUCAUCGUCAAGGAGGGGAGCAGUGCCUUGAUUAACUGCAGUGUUCAUGGCGGCCCUGACCUAGCAUUUAAGUGGUAUAAUUCUGUUGGCAAGCUGCUGAAAGAAGGAGAGGAGGACAAGGAGAGAGGAGGAGGAAAAUGGCAAAUGCAUGGUGGCCUCCUGAACAUCACCAAGGUGUCUUUCUCAGACAGAGGUAAAUACACAUGUGUGGCGUCAAACACCCAUGGCACUGUAAACAACACGGUGACCCUGCGAGUCAUUUUUACCUCUGGAGACAUGGGUGUGUACUAUAUGGUUGUCUGCCUCGUGGCCUUCACCAUUGUCAUGAUCCUCAACAUUACCCGCCUGUGUAUGAUGAGCAGCCACCUGAAGAAGACAGAGAAAGCCAUCAAUGACUUCUUUAGGACAGAAGGGGCCGAGAAGCUGCAGAAGGCAUUUGAGAUCGCUAAGCGCAUCCCCAUUAUCACCUCAGCCAAAACUCUAGAGCUUGCCAAAGUGACCCAGUUCAAAACCAUGGAAUUUGCCCGGUACAUCGAAGAGCUUGCCAGAAGUGUGCCCCUGCCUCCCCUCAUCAUGAACUGCAGGACGAUCAUGGAGGAGAUCAUGGAAGUGGUCGGCCUGGAGGAACAGGGGCAGAAUUUUGUGAGGCAUACCCCAGAAGGCCAGGAAGCCACAGAUAGGGAUGAGGUCUACACAAUCCCCAACUCUCUGAAGCGAAGUGACUCCCCCACCGCCGACUCAGACGCCUCUUCCUUGCAUGAACAGCCCCAGCAGAUUGCCAUCAAGGUUUCAGUUCACCCGCAGUCCAAAAAGGAUCAUGUGGAUGACCAGGAGGGUGGACAGUUUGAGGUCAGAGACGAAGAGGAGACAGAACCAUCAGAGGAACACUCCCCAGAGACUGGAGAGCCUUCGACAGACAUCACGACCACGGAGCUGACAUCUGAAGAGGCGUCACCUGUAGAGGCACCAGAGCGAGGCCUGCCACCAGCACACCUGGAAAUGACAGAGGCAGCAGUGACAUGUGACAAAAACACCUGCAUUAUUUAUGAAAGCCAUGUCUAAUCUUAACUCCGAAAAGCUAUGCAUAUCAAGAAAAAUCAGGGGCUGCUCCUUGUAAUACAAAUGUAGUAUGCACUUGCCGCUAAGCCUUACCAGGAGACUCUCAUCCCUUAGGUAGGAGUGAUGCCCCGUGAGAGGGAAGACACCUGCAUGGAGUUCACGUGACGAGACUCACCCCAGUAGGAAAAGACGUGAGAAGUGCUGGGGUACAGAACUGAUAAUAUGGGGCAGAGGUCUGUCCAUGUGAUCUGAAUUGUAGAGGCCGUUCUCUGCCAAAUCUCUUCAUUGCUGAUGCCCUUUUGGCCAAGAGUACACUCUUGUAAGACAUUCUGAGUUCAGGAGCCCUGUCUAAUGCACACUGCAUUGCUUUUCUUUGGAAAAUUAUAAGUCUGCUACAGUAGCAAAUGCUCAUACAUGGGUUUGUUGCACUUUCUUCUCAGUUUUAAUCAUCUUCACUGUUCUUUUAUAGUAGAGUGGUUGUUAUUUUAUUGAUAUGAAUUGCUCUUUCUGAUGGAGCCUUUCAUAUCACCUUUGUCCUCAUUUUUUCUUAGUGUAUUUACCUCAGAGUCUUGGGUGUCAGUCACUGGCAUGGCUGAUAUCUAUGUCAUUUGUAAUGCCCCAGAGUAGUUACUACACUUCUUUUCUUCUAAUUUUCUCUUAAAAAAAAACAAAAACAAAAACAAAAACAAAAACAAAAACCCUCACACCUAUGUUCAUACACUUUUUGUUUCCAAUGAAGCUGCUAUUGUGAAACUGAGAAAAACUUUGCCCCCAAAUAGCACUUUAAUAGUCAAAUACCUGUACAGUUCUGAGAGCAUUUAGGUGCACAGCUUGAGGUGAGGAGCAAGAUUAUAAAUGCUUAGAUAUACCCACAGCACUCAAGGAAAUGGUUUCCAUGGAAGUGCCCUCACUCUCCAAAUGAAGACAGGUUCUUUAUCUGGAAGAUUUAUUGCUUCCAAAGACAGAGGCAUUUGGUGAAUUCCUGUAGAUACAGCAUGUCUGCUUCCCAGAAGGCCUUGCAGGGCUCUUAGUGUGCUGCUCAGCUCAGCACUAGAUUUAGGGCAGCAACCAGCAGCUCUGUGACGAGUAUAACCAGGUCCCCUUUAGACUGCACACUUAACUUGUUGAUUGUCGAAAAGCAGCUUGCAAAAUUAGGGUAAUGACAUAGAGGAUUUUAUCCUGAAAUGAUUGGAUUCUUUGGCCAAAAUGCAGUGUGUAAGGCAGCUUGAUAUUAGAGAAUAAAGACAAUCCAGCCAUCCAUAGAUUUAAUUCUCAAUUGUGCCAAUAACCAACGAGCUGCCAGGCUUUUAGCAAAUCUGGGCCUUGGUUUUAAAACUCCUCUCUGUAAGAGAGGGCAAGCUGGCAUGAGCUCUGAGUGCUGCUCGUUUUCCAUGGCAUCACAUUCAGAGAAAGAACCCAAUAGUAAAACUUUUUAUUUAU
Molecule: messenger RNA, 3045 nt
Organism: Onychomys torridus (southern grasshopper mouse)
Lineage: Eukaryota; Metazoa; Chordata; Mammalia; Rodentia; Cricetidae
Gene: Mfap3l
Product: microfibril associated protein 3 like
Exons: 3
Coding region: 382-1608 (408 amino acids)
Source: RefSeq, a predicted model, not a curated record